AUGUCAAUUGAUCAAGAUAAAAGGGAGGAUUUUGAGCUCAAAAGUUUUGUAGCGAGUUCUAUUAUAGCUGAUCGUGAGUUUGAAGCGUAUAGUAAUGCAAGUAUUCAUGAUCGUGAAAAAGGAAGUAGCUUUUUUGGAGCUUACUUUAAUGUAGUAUGUGUAGUUGCAGGUACAGGUACUCUCGGUCUUCCAUUAGCACUAAAGCAAGGUGGUUGGAUAGGUCUGCUUAUUCUGUUUUUAUCUUGGACUAUGUCUACUUAUACCUCUAUUCUUCUCAUUCGAUGUCUUUAUGCAAAUGGUGAAAAAAAGCGACUUAAUACAUACAAAGAUAUUGCAACCACAGCCUUUGGUGCUAUUGGUGGUUGGGUGACAUUCUUUUUUAAUUCCUGGAUUCUUUUAGGCGCACCUGUACUUUAUAUGGUUCUGUCUGGUGCUAAUCUUAAUCAACUUUGUCGUGGAACUGUAGCUGAAAUUGGUGAUAUUCCCUGGACUAUAAUUCUAUCAGCUGCAAUUGCUAUUCCAUUUAUAUUACUCAAGACAAUGAAAGAACUAGCUUGGAUGAGUGCCUUUGGUGUUGUUGCGAUCUUUAUUGUUAUCAUUGUCGUUUUGGUUAUGUCAAUUAUUGAUAAACCAAAUCAUGUAAAUGUUCAGCAUGAUGUUGUUGUCUGGGAUAUGUUUCCAAUUGCUUUAAGUACGAUUUCUUUCAGUUUCGGGGGUAAUGUUGUCUAUCCUCAUGUAGAGGCAUCAAUGAAAAAGCCCCAAGACUGGCCUAAAGUGGCUGCAGCCGGUCUCGGUACAUGUGCUGUUAUGUACUUUAUUGUUGCCAUAAGCGGCUAUCUUGUUUAUGGACGUGAAGUUCUUUCGCCGGUUUAUAAUUCGCUACCAGAGAAUGGUGCACGUAUCUUAGCUAUUAUUGUGAUCACCAUUAAUGUCUUACUCUCUGCACCUAUCUUGACAACUUCAUUUUCUUUGGACAUUGAAGAAAUGUUAAAUAUUACUGAAGAGCGAUUUGGUAAAACAAAAGAAUUUUUGAUUCGUGCUUGUCUUCGUAUCUCUAUCAUGGUUCUUAUAGCUGUCGUUGCCUGCUCUGUACCUCAUUUUGGCGCACUUAUGUCCUUGAUUGGUGCUUUUGCUAAUUGUAAUCUUAUUUUUAUCUUCCCUGUUUUAUUUUAUUUGAAAUUGACAGGCAUACGUAAUAAGCCAAUUUAUGAGCUUGUAUGGUGUGGUUUUAUUGUCCUGUUAGGUCUUAUUGGGCUUAUUUUUGGUACAAUGGAAGCUAUAAAGGAGUUAAUUGCUGCCUUUGGAUCAUAA
Cokeromyces recurvatus is the source of this 1311-nucleotide messenger RNA. Its product is annotated as transmembrane amino acid transporter protein-domain-containing protein. The record is from RefSeq and is a predicted model, not a curated record. NCBI's taxonomy places the organism in Eukaryota, Fungi, Mucoromycota, Mucoromycetes, Mucorales, Mucoraceae. The transcript is spliced from 2 exons. The coding region runs from base 1 to 1311 and encodes 436 amino acids. Gene Ontology annotation, cellular component: vacuolar membrane. Gene Ontology annotation, biological process: amino acid transmembrane transport. Gene Ontology annotation, molecular function: amino acid transmembrane transporter activity.